This is a messenger RNA of Pomacea canaliculata, 1704 nucleotides long. RefSeq lists its product as uncharacterized. Bases 230 to 1168 code for a protein of 312 amino acids. The transcript has 7 exons. NCBI's taxonomy places the organism in Eukaryota, Metazoa, Mollusca, Gastropoda, Architaenioglossa, Ampullariidae. The record is from RefSeq and is a predicted model, not a curated record.
UUCCGUUGGUUGCCUGGUACGCGUAAACAAAAGGUGUUCGGUUCCGAUUUUCCUUGAGACCUAUUCUUUGCAGCCAAAACAUCUUACCGAAAACAGCAGAUACUGUUGAUUCAAAGUGUGCAGGUAAAGGAAGAAGAAGUUGAAUACCACAUCUUUCUAGUGCAAGUUGCAUGACUUCUGUAAGGAGUUAAUUUGCAUCCACCUGGGAGCAGCAGAAAGUAAUAUAUAUAUGGCUACCGGACACAUUUUACCUGGAUACGGAGAUCCCGUGUCUAAGCUUCGCCGCGUCCGAUCAGCUGGCUACCCGCUUGACAGAAAAACUCUUGUGGGUAUUCAGCAGUCAACAAAGGUGCCACCAGAGGAAUUAGAAUCUAUAAGAAACAAUGCCCGCAGGCUGUGGUGUUACCCUCAGCUGCAAGAGACCAGUUAUGGCCAGCAUUUCGCCGAGCGCCCAGCAGAUGAGAUGAUGCAGCUGAGACCCACUUCAUCUACCCGAAGGAACAAACCCCAUCCCUCUCUUGUAUUCUUGACUACUCGGCUACACUACAUUCAAGGUUAUCACAACCCUGACACCACUGUAGGGAAGGAAUUGUAUCAAGUGGAUGCCAGUGUACCAGCAGAGCAACAAGUCCAAAGGCAGGCAGCUCGCAGAAAGUAUACAAGUUGUCCUAACAAUGCUUCACUCAAUCAGUACAGCUACAAGGACCCACAUGGCUUAAAACAGCUGCUAGAUGGAAGGGCUGCUCAGGCAGCAGAAGCAUGGCAAAAACUGGCUGAUGAUGCAGAUCAAGAAAAUGUUUUGCAAUUUCUUCAAAGAGAAAGAGAAAAGGAGUCCUUUGGUCAACAGAGUUUAGAGCAACUACAGGAUUUUCACCCAAGACCAAAAACAGCUUACCCAUCCACACAGCGCUGGAUGCAGUAUGCAGGUGCUCAAGAGGCUGAUGUAAUUGCAUGUAUCAUGCAUAAGCUAGCAUCUGAUCCAGACAAGCAAGGUGGCUUCAGGAAGCAAAGCCACUCUGUUCCUGUACAGACCCUUAUUUCUAUGCGCAGAAAUGAUAUUUUAUCUGCCAGUAAAAUUCAUCAUCAGUCCAAGCCUAGCAGGGGAGACUUUUUGAUUCAUCCAGAUUGGCCAUCUACACUCCCUCAUCACAAAGUAACCUUGAGAUAACGUUGAAACAUUUCCAGUACAGUGCAUCAUAUCUGUCUCACAAUGUUUGAUAUUUUUCACAUUUGUAAACAACAGAAUGAAAACAGAAGCAGAUGGCAGAUUUGCUUGUGCUUUAAGCCUUGUUUCAAAUGGCACAUCAAGCUGAUUUUACAAAUCAAAUAGGUUAUUUAUUAAUGCUGAAUUACAGAUUCUUAUUUUAAAUGGUUAAUCAUAUGGCUGAUUCAUGCUCUAUUUCAAAUCGUGUAACAUCAAUCAAUAGCUAGUCCACAAAAUGUUUUGCAAUGCUAGAACUUUAUUAUUGAUAAUCACUAGCUUAUACUUCACUACUACAUUUAUAUGUAGUGAACAUCAACAGUGAUUCAUGUCAGCGUUAUAUUCUUUGAGACUCAACUAUCCUGAAUUGUUCAUGUGAGUUAUUAUUAUGAUGAUAGGCCUUAGAAUAAUGAUUUCAGAAAGAAAAUUGUUUUUGACAUGCAUUUUUCUUGAUUCAGAUCUGAGUAAAAAUUCAUACGUCAUAAAUUUUCCUGAAUACCAGA